AUGGAGCAGCAAGAGAACGGGAAGAUCGCGGUGACCCAGGAGGAGGCGCCCGCCAUCCGCCGGAGCAAGAGGCAGACUUGCAUGAGGCAUUGCAAGAAGUUCUGGUGGCUCCACCUGCUCAUUUUCAUCUGCGUCACCGUCCUGGUCGUCUGUUUGAUCAUCUUUGUCGGCGUCAAGAACAUCGCCCAGUCCAAGAUCAACGACGCGCAGCUGCAAGUGCAGAGCAUCGUCGUGACCAACACGCAGUCGAACCAGUACACCAUGAAGAUCGACAGCACCAUCACGACCGACGGCUCCCAGCACGCCACCAUCGACGCCUUCGACGGCGUCAUGUACCUCGAGGACAAGCCGGGCCACGUGCCGUUCGCGACGGUGCACUUCCCGCAGACCGACUCGUCGGCCUUCCAGGUCGUCAACGUGACGCAGGAGACGCCCGUGACGGACAUGCAGGCCUUCACCGACUUCAACACGUGGCUGCUCGCCAACGAGACGCUGCGCGUCACCGUCGAGGGCCAGACCAGCAUCCACGUGCGCGGCAUCAGCCACGCGUACGGCGUCACGUUCAAGAAGACCAUCACCAUGCCCGGCCUGCAGUCGUUCAACGGCACCACCGUGACCGACACCAAGAUCUCCAUCACGCCCCAGGACGACGGCAACAACUUCCGCGGCAUGGCCAACAUUCCCAACCGCUCCAUUGUCACUUUUGAGAUUGGAAACGCCACCUUCUUCAACUACCUCAACGGCGAGGACAUCGGCACCGUCUACAUCAACAACAUCCUGCUCAAGCCGGGCGUCAACUCGUUCCCCAUGGUGGCCAACAUCACGCAGCUGCCCGUGCUGCAGGCCAUCCGCAAGCAGCCGGCCUGCCAGACGGGCAUCCUCGACUUCCAGCUGCGCGGCAAGGACGUCGUCAACCACGGCCAGCACCUGACCUACUACUCGGACGCCCUGGCCAGCGUCAACCAGACCGUGCCCAUCGACAUCAAGACGCCGCUCGAGGCCAUCCCCAUCCCCGUCUCGUGCUCUUCGUCAUAG
Thyridium curvatum is the source of this 1035-nucleotide messenger RNA. RefSeq lists its product as uncharacterized. NCBI's taxonomy places the organism in Eukaryota, Fungi, Ascomycota, Sordariomycetes, Thyridiales, Thyridiaceae. The transcript is spliced from 3 exons. Bases 1 to 1035 code for a protein of 344 amino acids. The record is from RefSeq and is a predicted model, not a curated record. Gene Ontology annotation, cellular component: fungal-type vacuole membrane.